Molecule: messenger RNA, 1764 nt
Organism: Caenorhabditis angaria
Lineage: Eukaryota; Metazoa; Nematoda; Chromadorea; Rhabditida; Rhabditidae
Source: the annotation of a GenBank genome assembly
AUGCACACACUUGGCCCUUUUGCCCUACCAGGAUAUUUCCUCGCUCAAAUUCCAACUUCACAAGCUCAAAAACAAGCUCCUCCGCAACUUCCAUCAACUUCACAACCUUCUCCGGCCCACACUUCCACCCAAGCGAUUUCUCAAGCCCUAAUGCAGAAUCCACGAAAAAGGCCCAACGAAGGCCAGAAGCCUAGUCAAACAACUUGGACUCGAUUCGGUGAUUUGUGGUUUCUUGAAUGUGAACCUCCUGCAAAGAUGCCAACAACAACACCAUAUUGGAUAAAUAUGGCAAAACGAGCGGCGGAAAAUAACAAAAUGAAAUAUGCGAAUCACGAUGACAUUCUGUUCAUGGAAGAAUAUAUGGAAGAAGUCAAGAUUCCGAAUGUUGAGAAACAAUCUGCACAUCAAGUUUGUUUUCGAAUUCAACGAUCGCUUGUUUUUAUGAGAUUGCAACCGUCAAUUUUUUCGAGUUGUCUUGAUGUGCUUUUACGCAGAAGUUUGUCGAUUGUGAAGGGGGAUUUGAAUUUGAGCGCGUUUGAUGUUCGGUGAGUUGACGUUUUGAGAACUAGACUUCGGGAAACUUCAGAAGGCUUCAUCGGGCUCUUGAAGGCUUCAGAAUGCUUUGGGGGGCUUCAGGAGGCUUCAGAAGAUCUCAGAUAGCUUUAGGAGGCUUCCGAAGGCUUUAAUAGACUUCAGGAGGCUUCAGGAGGCUUCAGAAGGCUUCAGGAGCCUUCAAAAAUUUUCAGAUAGCUUAAAAAGGUUUCAGAAAACUUCAGAAAUUUUCAGAAAGCCAAAAAACAAUUAUAAAAAUCCUAAAGCCCUACAAAGCCCCUUAAAGUCUUCUAAGGUAUCCUAAGCUUCUCCAAAAAAAUGUUUCCAAAAAUUGAAUUAGGCUAACUCAAUUUAAGCUAACAUUUGAAAUUUCUGAAAAUAAGCUAGAUUUCAGUAUCAAAAUCUUUGAGCGCGUCCGGUUGCAACGCGGUUUAGAGAAUAUUUUCUCUCAGACGCGUUGCAACCGCACGCACUCGAAGAUUCUGGUUUUUUCUAGUUUUUGUAGAAUUUGGAUUACUUUCAGAGGGAAAAAACAUUCACAAAACGAGAAUCUUUGAGCGCGUGCGGUUGCAACGCGGCUUGAGAUCAAACACUCAUUUUCAAAUGCAUUUCCAAUAAAAAAUUCUCAAUUCUAGAUUCAUCCACCCACAACUUCCAAAUGGUCAAAAAUUAUUUUUCAACAAAACAUUCUCCAAAGAAAAUGUUAAAGCAAUGGUUAAUGAAUUGGUCGUUGCUGAAAAACAAAAUCCGAAAUUUCAUUUUGAUGAAAAUCUUCAAGUUCAUAUUAUUAUUGCUAAAAAACGUUUUGUGGUAAGUUUCAUUUUUCAUUUUUCAAAAUUCAAAAAAAAAAUAAUAAUAAUAAAAAAAGUAAUUUUGCAGAAAUACGUUUUGGGAGAAACCAACACAUUACUGAAGGCGAUUGCGGUUAUCCUUUACAAUGAUCUUCAAAAAAACGACAAAGUGUUUUCGAUGAAUUUUGUGCAUUUACUUCGAGACGAGAAGCAUCAAGAAUGGGCUGCAUUGUUUUUGUUGAAAACAUAUGAUUUGAUGCACGUCGAGUUCACACUUCAAAGUUUGCCGAUUAUUGCUCAAAAAAUGGCGGAUUAUGAGUUUACUGUUAUGACGAACAAUUCGAGAGUUUAUUUUAAUAAAGGACAAGCUAAAAAAAUUAAUCUUGUUGAAAUUAAUGGAAAAUUUGAUGCGGUUAUUUGA